AUGCUUUUCUCUUCUUCUUCAUAUUCUUUUCAUUUUUUUUUCUUUCUAUUCUCCUUUCUUUUUCCUCCCCUUCCUGUUUCUGUCUCAUCCUUUUAUUUUCCUUUCCUAUUCUCGACAAUUUUUCUCUUCUUCAUAUUCUCAUUUCAUUCUUUUUCUUCCUUUCUAUUCUCGCUCAUUCAUUCAUUUUCCUCCCCUUCCUAUUUCCCUCCAUCCUUUUAUUUUUCCUGCUUCCUAUUCUCUCAUUUCUUUUUCUUCUUCUUCUUCAUAUUCUCAUUUCAUUCUUUUUUCUUCCUUUCUAUUCUCGCUCAUUUCUCUUCUUCUUCUCAUUUCCUUUUUCUUCCUAUUUCUGUCUUCAUUUUCCUUUUUUUUUUUUCUUUUCCUGCUUCAUAUUCUCGACAAUGCUUUUCUCUUCUUCUUCAUAUUCUCAUUUCAUUCUUUUUUUUCCUUUCUUUCUCAUUCAUUCAUUUUUCCCCUUCUAUUUCCUGUCUCAUCCUUUUUUUUCCUGCUUCCUAUUUCGACAAUACUUUUUCUCUUCUUCUUUCUCAUUUCAUUCUUUUUUUUCUUCCUUUUCUAUUCUCGCUCAUUCAUUUUUCCUCCUUCUAUUUCUGUCUCAUCCUUUUAUUUUUCCUAUUCCUAUUCUCGAUAAUUUUCCUCUUCUUCUUUCUCAUUUCAUUCUUUUUUUCUUCCUUUCUAUUCUCGCUCAUUCAUUUCUCCUCCCCUUCCUAUUUCUGUCUCAUUCUUUUAUUUUCCUGCUUCCUAUUCUCGACAAUGCUUUCCUCUUCUUCUUCAUAUUCUCAUUUCAUUCUUUUUUUCUUCCUUUCUAUUCUCGCUCAUUCAUUUCUCCCCCCCUUCCUAUUUCUGUCUCAUUCUUUUAUUUUCCUGCUUCCUUUCCCAUAUUCUCUUCUUCACAAUUCUUUUCUUUUCUUCUUCAUUCAUAUUCUCAUUUCAUUCUUUUUUUCUUCCUUUCUAUUCUCGCUCAUUCAUUUCUCCCCCCCUUCCUAUUUCUGUCUCAUUCUUUUAUUUUCCUGCUUCCUAUUCUCGACAAUGCUUUUCUCUUCUUCAUAUUCUCAUUUCAUUCUUUUUUUCUUCCUUUCUAUUCUCGCUCAUUCAUUUUUCCUCCCCUUCCUAUUUCUGUCUCAUUCUUUUAUUUUUCCUGCUUCCUAUUCUCGACAAUGCUUUCUCUUCUUCUUCCUAUUCUCAUUUCAUUCUUUUUUUUUUCUUCCUUUCUAUUCUCGCUCAUUCAUUUCUCCUCCUUCCCUAUUUCUGUCUCAUUCUUUUAUUUUCCUCUUCCUAUUCUCGACAAUGCUUUCCUCUUCUUCUUCAUAUUCUCAUUUCAUUCUUUUUCUUCCUUUUCUAUUCUCACUCAUUCAUUCUCCCCUUCCCUAUUUCUGUCUCAUUCUUUUAUUUUUCUGCUUCCUAUUCUCGACAAUGCUUUUCUCUUCUUCUUCUUUUUUCUUCCUUUCUGUCUCGCUCAUAUUCUCAUUUCUAUUUCUGUCUUUCUUUUAUUUUCCUUUCUAUUCUCGACAAUCCUUUCUUUUCCCCUCAUUUCCCCUUCCUUCAUUUCUGUCCCCUCCUAUCCCUUUUAUUUUCCUGCUUCCUAUUCUCGACAAUGCUUUCUUUCUUCUUCAUAUUCUCAUUUCAUUCUUUUUUUCUUCCUUUUUCUAUUCUCGCUCAUUCAUUUUUCCUCCCCUUCCUAUUUCUGUCUCAUUCUUUUUUUUUUCUGCUUCCCUAUUCUCGACAAUGCUUUUCUCUUCUUCUUCAUAUUCUCAUUUCAUUCUUUUUUCCUUUCUAUUCUCGCUCAUUUCCGCCCUUUUUUCUCCUUCCUUUUAUUUUCUGUCUCAUCCUCUUCUUCUUCAUUUUCUCAUUUUUAUUCUUUUUCUUCCUUUCUAUUCUCUCUCACAAUUCACUUUUCUCUUGUCUCUUCUUUUAUUUUCUCAUUUCAUUCUUUUUUUCUUCCUUUCUAUUCUUCUUUCAUUCUCAUUUUCCCUCCCCUUCCUAUUUCUAUCUCAUUCUUUUAUUUUCCUGUUUCCUAUUCUCGACAAUGCUUUCCUCUUCUUCUUCUAUUCUCAUUUCAUUCUUUUUUCUUCCUUUCUAUUCUCGCUCAUUCAUUUUCCCCCCCCUUCUAUUUCUGUCUCAUUCUUUUAUUUUUCCCUGCUUCCUAUUCUCAACAAUGCUUUCCUCUUCUUCUUCAUAUUCUCAUUUCAUUCUUUUUUUUCUUCCUUUUAUUCUCGCUCAUUCAUUUCUCCUCCCUCCUAUUUCUGUCUCAUUCUUUUAUUUUUCCUGCUUCCUAUUCUCGACAAUGCUUUCUCUUCUUCUUCAUAUUCUCAUUUCAUUCUUUUUCUUCCUUUCUAUUCUCGCUCAUUCAUUUUCCUCCCCUUCCUGUUUCUGUCUCAUCCUUUUUUUUUCCUACUUCCUAUUCUCGACAAUGCUUUUCUCUCUUCUUCAUGUUCUCAUUUCAUUCUUUUUCUUCCUUUCAAUUCUCGCUCAUUCAUUUUUCCUCCCCUUCCUAUUUCUGUCUCAUCCUUUUUUUUUCCUCUUCCUAUUCUCGAUAAUGCUUUUCUCUUCUUCAUAUUCUCAUUUCAUUCUUUUUCUUCCUUUCUAUUCUCGCUCAUUCAUUUUUCCUCCUUUCCUAUUUCUGUCUCAUCCUUUUUUUUUUCUAUUCUCGACAAUGCUUUUCUCUUCUUACUCAAUUCUUUUUCUCUUCUUCUUCCUCCCCUUUCUAUAUUCUCCUUUUAUUUUCAUUCUUUUUUUUCUUCUUCUUUCUCAUUUCUUCUUUUUCUCAUUCAUUUUUUUUCCUCCUUUUAUUUCUGUCUCAUUUUUUUUUUUCCUUCCCUUUCUCGUAUUCUCUUCUUCCAAUUUCAUUCUUUUUUCUUCCCUCUUUCUCAUCAUAUUCUCCUUUCCUAUUUCUUUCAUUUUUAUUUUCCUUCCUUUCUAUUCUCUUCUUCUUCAUAUUCUCAUUCAUUUUUUUUCCCUUUUCUCAUAUUCAUUUCUGUCUCAUCCCUUUUAUUUUCCUACUUCCCUAUUCUCGACAAUGCUUUUUUCUCUUCUUCAUAUUCUCAUUUCAUUCUUUUUUUCUUCCUUUCUAUUCUCGCUCAUUCAUUUUUCCUCCUUCCUAUUUCUGUCUCAUCCUUUUUAUUUUCCUACUUCCUAUUCUCGACAAUGCUUUUCUUCUUCAUAUUCUCAUUUCAUUCUUUUUUCUUCCUUUCUAUUCUCGCUCAUUCAUUUUCCUCCUUCCUAUUUCUGUCUCAUCCUUUUAUUUUUCCUACUUCCUAUUCUCGACAAUGCUUUUCUCUUCUUCUUCAUAUUCUCAUUUCAUUCUUUUUUCUUCCUUUUUAA
Acanthosepion pharaonis is the source of this 3336-nucleotide messenger RNA. Lineage: Eukaryota; Metazoa; Mollusca; Cephalopoda; Sepiida; Sepiidae. The record is from the annotation of a GenBank genome assembly.